AUGGCGUACCGCGGUGUCAAAGGUUCAGACCCCUUCGUGUCAAAGACUUCACGCAACGAGAGGUUCGCCCAGAUGUCCAAGCAAGAGCAAAUAAUCCAGCAGAAGAAGCUGGAGAUCCAGGCUAAAAUGGAAGAAAUGAAGGCCAAAGCCGCCGUUGAGGUGAAAAAAACAAGCCCCAGCACUUCGCCUCCCUCUGCUCCCGUUAACAAAGUCACUGCUGCAGCCAAGAAAGAAGAAGAGAAGCCGCCAGCCGCAGCGACGGUCAAUUUAUUUGCGAAUGACGGGAGUUUUCUCGAUCAAUUUAAGAAAAUAUCAAACAAGACUUCGCCUAGAACCGAAGAAUCGCCACCCCCGGUGGCUGUUAAAAAAGAGGACCGUGAGAGGAACUACGAGCGGCGAUGGAACGGGGAUAAGAACCGAGAGUACGACCGCCGAGACAGGCGAAGAAACGAGUCUCGCUGGAACCAGAGAUCCGAGAGAGGACGCCGCAGUAGUUCGUCGAGUCCGUCGCCCCCGCGACACAGAUCGCCGGUCCUAGAGCGUUAUCACCAGCCUAAUCCACGGUCCCCAUCUUCCAUACCGCCGCUGAUCUCUCCGCGGAUCCAACAGAUCAACGUCCCACCUCCCAACUUGCGAAACGUCCCGCCGCCUUCUCAUAUUCACAAUAUUCCUCCGGUAAAUCUAGAGCCAAGUCUUCCGAUCUCAGUCCCGCCGCCGCCUUCUCGCAUAUCAGUGCCGCCUCCGCACAUGAUAAGGCCUCCACCUCCGCCGCAGAUAAAUACCAAAGUACCUCCGCCUAGCAUGCAGCUGAACCAGCCCCCACCUUCCCAGCCGCAGGGGCCGACAAAUCCCCUGGCCUCGAUCCCGAGCAAAUCCGCUGGACACAUUUCGCCACAGUGCAGUAUUCCGAUCACCAAUUUACAGCCCCAGAAUCAAGCCCCAAGGCCUACUUUGCUGCCCCCUAUGUCCAGGAUGCCGCCUAAUAUCAUACAGAUGAAUCCCAACCCCGUUCCCAGUGUACCUCCGUCCCAAGUUAUUCCUCCGCUGAUAAUGUCUACGCCACCGCCGGUUCACAAUUCUAAUAUUAAUUCAGUGCCACCGCCGAAUGUUAAUGUACCGCCGCCUAAUGUUCCACCACCUUCGAUAAUUACUGGGAAUAAUCACUCGACUGCGGUUCAUCUCCUCCCGACUACUUAUCCCAUUCAAAAUCAAAUCCAAUUGCCUGUUAAUGUCCAAAGGCCUGGUGUUAAUGUACAAAUUCCGCCACCUGUACAGCCGCCACUGUCUUCAGAUCAUUUUGUAGGUUGUCAGGAAGCUGAACAAUUGGCACGAAUUGUUGCAGACUGCGGUGACGCAAUUGAGCAAGAAGUCAGAGAGAAGAAUUUGCAAGAUCCUAAAUUAUGGUUUCUGCACCAAAAGCAAAGUGCAGCGUACCUGCAGUACAGAGGAUUGGUGGCCAAGUACCGUGCUGAGAAAGCUGAUAAAGGGGCAAGCGGAGCUUCAGGCGCCGGUAGUGGAAGCGGUGCUGAGCCUUAUUGUCCUGAAGAUGCCCUUAGUGACAAUGAUGAUGUUGACAAAGUAUCCACUAAACAUAUCUUACAAAGUGAUAAUAAUAUUAAGGAUGAAAGUAAAGAAGAACGCAGACGUAAAAGACGCAGUCGUUGGAGUGAACCUGAUAACAAAGUAGAAAUUCCUACUGUAAAUAACCAAGCGAGUAAUGUUAAUCCAUUAAAUCAACGACCUGGUAUUGGAUUGUCUGGACCACUGGGUCAAGGAUCGGCUCUAUUAACACCAAAGACUCAAAAUCCCAAAAGUAAAAAUCCUAUGCUGACAAAAAUUAGUCGCAAUGAUCCAGCGUUGGUUGUUUAUGCGCGACAAACUUUUGGUACUUAUGAUUUAACUGAAGAGCAGUGGAAGAAAGCUGAAGAUCAUUAUAAGAUAAAUUUAUUGUAUCAAAACUUGAUGAAAAAACGGGAAGAAGUGAAGCGUUUAGAGUCGCAAGGAAAGCAUAAAUAUGAAUACGACAGUGAUGAAGAAACUGAGGGUGGUACGUGGGAACAUAAAUUAAGAUCAGCUGAGAUGGAAGCCACGCAAAUGUGGGCUGAGGAAUUAACGGCGCAGUCGGAGGGUAAACAUCACAUCGGUGAUUUUUUGCCACCAGACGAGCUCAAAAAAUUCAUGGAGCAGUACAACGCCGUCAAGCAGGGCAAAGAACCCGACCUUAGUGAUUAUAAGGAGUUUAAAUUAAAAGAAGAUAAUAUAGGUUUUCAAAUGCUACAGAAACUUGGUUGGACUGAAGGUCAAGGACUUGGUAGCGAAGGAAGCGGACGUAUUGAUCCUGUAAAUAAGGCAACUAGUAGAUUGGAUAGUUCUGGCUUAGGUUCUGACAGACCGGAUAACAUUUCACGAGAUGACGAUGAGUUUGAUGCAUAUAGGAAACGAAUGAUGCUUGCUUACCGAUUCAGGCCGAAUCCUUUG
Molecule: messenger RNA, 2478 nt
Organism: Cotesia congregata
Lineage: Eukaryota; Metazoa; Arthropoda; Insecta; Hymenoptera; Braconidae
Source: the annotation of a GenBank genome assembly